Messenger RNA from Anguilla anguilla (European eel), 1832 nucleotides. RefSeq names its product U8 snoRNA-decapping enzyme. Gene Ontology annotation, biological process: mRNA catabolic process; sno(s)RNA catabolic process. Gene Ontology annotation, molecular function: phosphodiesterase decapping endonuclease activity; snoRNA binding. Lineage: Eukaryota; Metazoa; Chordata; Actinopteri; Anguilliformes; Anguillidae. The transcript has 4 exons. Bases 310 to 906 code for a protein of 198 amino acids. The record is from RefSeq and is a predicted model, not a curated record. Gene Ontology annotation, cellular component: nucleus.
CUGCUGAUGACAAAAAUACAAAAAUGAACAAUGCAAGCUUUCAACUAAAAAGCGGGUCUGAAUUUCAUAACCUAUCAGUUUGUUCUUUUUAUUGUUGAGGGAACUCUAUUUUGGAUGUCUGUUUUUGGCUUGGAGUCCCUGUGAUAACACAAACUGGCAACCCCACUUGAAGUACUUAGUGCGCAGUUGUGUGCGUCCUUUCGUUUUCAAGAGAACUGCAGCCAGACCCCUCUGUUCGUUUCUGGCCGUGUGUGCUAGAAUAUCAUUACACAUAUAAAUAAUUUUAGGAAACCCAGAAGGCUAUUUACAAUGGCAGGGCAAGAAAUCUCUAAAGACGAAUCGUUGUCGCUCAAGGGGUACAGACACGCGUGCCACGUUAUGAUAUAUGCAGACACGGAAGCCAAACUGUUCGGAAAGAUUCCCAUUAAGCACAUCGUCCUUAUGCAGAUGCGUUUUGAUGGUUUUCUUGGCUUUCCUGGAGGCAUUGUGAACCCUAGAGAGGAAUCCCUUGAGGCUGGCCUCAGCAGGGAAUUGUGGGAAGAGAUUGGUAUGGCCCUGAAGGUGGGGCCUGAGGACCAUUGCUCCUCCUGCUUGGCUCUGUCCCCUCCCGACCUUGUGACACAUUUCUACACCAAGAAGCUGAGAGAGGAGGAGGUGCGAGAGGUUGAGAGAGCAGCGGUCAGUUCUGCUGCUGAUCAUGGUCUGGAGGUGAUGGGAAUGGUACGAGUGCCGCUGUACUGUUUGAAAAAGGGAGAGGGUUUUCCCUCUUUCCUCUCAAACUCUUUCAUCGAUUCUGCUCGCUCCCAGCUGCUUGCAGCUCUCCGGGUCCUGGGGCUUCUGUCCCAGGAAGAGCUGGAGGCCGCAGUCGCUACGGCGAAGAUGAUGAGACAGAGCACAGCUCACUGACAUCUGCCCCACCCACAGACUUACACCCGCCUACAUCUUCAUAGGACAUCUCACAGAAACCACCAAAUACAAUACAUACGUCACAACUCACAGACAUCAAACACAAUACAUCUCAGCUCACUAACAACAAACACAAUAUAUACAUCUCACCUCACAGACAGCAAACACAAUAUAUUCAUCUCAGCUCACAGACAGCAAACAAUAUAUAGGCUACAUCACAUAUGUUGCACAUCUUGGGCAUUUUGUUGUUUUUUGGGCAUUUUGUUGUUUUUUGGGCAUUUUGUUGUUUUUAACUGUUUGAGUUGUUGCCUUUUUAACAAACACCAAACUUCUAUGAAGACAGUAUCUGCAACUUGCUUCCCACUGUGAGUUAAAUUGAAUGACAUAUGCUAAUUGAAUCCAGGCAUCGGCCUGUAGAAGUAGCAGAUGGAUCAUUUAGUGGGGCCUGUCUGAUGGACUAGGAGCGAUGUGCUGAAGUGCUGCAUGGAGCAGGGCUGCCCAGAGAUCUACUGGGCUUGCUUCUUUUCAUUAGUUGAUUAUUAUUGAAAAUUAAUGGUUUUCUGUACAUAUGGCUGUACAUGGGGGAGGGUUUUCAUUGCUUCAAUGAAAUGAAUGAAAUUAAAUCAAUUUUUCCUUCUACUGUGAGGGUCAAGAAUAGGCGUACACUGUUUGUGAUUUAUUUUUAAAUUAAUGAUAUAUUUCUUCUUUUACGAAUGUGUUACUAGGCUGUUUAAUUUCUGACAUUGGAGAACACUAUUUGGGAAGCAGAGAAACCGAAAUAAAACUUUUCUUGGAAGGUAACAUGUAGGCUAACCUUUGCCCUUUUUUCCUUCUUUGAAAUGAACAAUUAACUACAAUGAUUUAGACACUUCAAAUUGAAAUUACGUUGAAUCAACAGACAAUAAAACCAGAUUUGUAUUUGAAAA